Molecule: messenger RNA, 657 nt
Organism: Manihot esculenta (cassava)
Lineage: Eukaryota; Viridiplantae; Streptophyta; Magnoliopsida; Malpighiales; Euphorbiaceae
Exons: 2
Coding region: 216-503 (95 amino acids)
Source: RefSeq, a predicted model, not a curated record
CUUUCCGUUGGCCUAAUCUGAGUAAUACAGUGGAUGGUCUGCCUGGCCAUCUCCUCUGCAUCACAGCCGAGACACGCGGAGAAUACCCAAUUACAUAGAAAAUUUUAGUUCCCAUCUCAACAAAAUUGCGCAGAAAGCAAAAGGAAGGUAAAGAAAAAGGAAAUAUUUUGAUCCUUUAUCUCACUGUUGGCCAAGGAAAUUUAGAAUAAACGGCUAUGGUUCUGGAUAACAUUUUAUCAUCUCCUCAUCGGAAGUCACCUUCUUUCCGGAAACAAUUCCCACGUGAUGAGUUGGGUAGUUGGUCAACACUCGUUCAGAGGCACCGUUUCCUCUUAACAGCUUUGGUUCUUUUGGCUUUCCUAUGCACCAUCUAUCUUUACUUUGCUAUUACUUUAGGCGCAACUGCCACCGGAUCAUGUUCUGGAUUGACAGGAAAACAGCAAGCAUUAUGUCGCAUAAAAGAGGCAAAGGCUUCAGUCAAGGGGAAAAUGAAAUUUUUCUAGCACAUAGACAACAAACUAUUCUCAUAUUGAGGGAAUGCUUGUGCUUGUUAUUGGUUACUGUAUACAUGACACAUACCAGAAUUUGUCUUGGAAAAAGUUUGAUAACAUUGAAUCAUUAUCAUUAAUGUGAAGAUCAUUUUGUAGUUCCCCACUA